UUCAAAAUGGCGAAAAUUAGACGAGGUCGUUUAACUAUUUCAGCAAAUAUUGUUCUGACAGCAUCCGAAGUUACCAGGACUCUGUCUCUUGGUUUUAUAUUGAUGGCAAUCUACAUUAAAUUUGGCGACGACAUCUUGGAUACUGAUGUCAUUAAAAUUGUGGAUAUGCAAGACGUAGCCGGCAUGCCCCUUGGAACAACAGUGAAAUCAAUUAUAUUAUCUCUGAUUGGAGUUUUUGUGUUAGAACUUCUUACUGGGAUAUUUGGUAUAUGGGGAGUUAUCGGACGGAGAAAGCCCAUGCUACUGAUAACCGUAUUGAUGAGUUCAUUGAUGAUCAUAGUAUACAGUAUAUAUUUAGUCAUUCUUUCAAUUUUAUACAAAGAGAAGUCAUGCUUCAGAGAUACCUUAUUCACCUAUACCAGAGCUUAUGAAUACGGUUCAAGUUACAUUUCAUAUUCAUACUUCUAUGACACAUUUCCACAUUUUCUGUCAAAGCUGGGAUGUGAAGAAAGAGGACAUUCUGGUAUAUAUUACUGCUAUGAAAUCUUUAAUGAACAGCUGACUAGUUACUUGAAGAUAUAUUUUGGUUUGAUUGUUACGUGUAUUGUUUGCCAGGCUGUAAUGAUAAUUGCUUCAGAAUAUACGUACAGAAAACUUGAAUUCAAAGAAAAGAAAGCAAGCAAUACAGACAAUACAUACUACUUACUGCUGACAUUGAAACAUGGAAUUUUCAGAAACGUCUUAAAUUUUGCUAAGGAUAACUGGAGAAGGUCGAAGUCUGUUUUCAUCUCCGUUAUCCUUAAGAUCAGUUCACUGAUAGUAGGAGGUUCCCUCCUUGGAUUAGGACUUACGUUAAUUGGAGAUGAAUUUAUCCAUGAUAGUUCCCUCGAAUAUAUAUUUUACCAAAUACAAUUUUACAAUUACUAUUUUUAUGAUAUACUGGUGGGGUUGUAUGCUUUCUGUGUAGUUAUUGGUAUAUUGACGAUGGUAAUAUCAAUCAUUGGAUUAGUUGGCUCGUGGAGAAAAUCAUCACUGUUGCUAAUCAUGAGUUCAGUUCUUUCGACUGUCUUACACGUACUAAGGAUCAUUGCUAUCGUUUUUCUCGUAGUGUUCAUUAAAAAGAUUGAUGACAAUAUGAAAGAUCAACUUGUCUUACAGCAGCAAGGUUAA
Molecule: messenger RNA, 1170 nt
Organism: Mytilus californianus (California mussel)
Lineage: Eukaryota; Metazoa; Mollusca; Bivalvia; Mytilida; Mytilidae
Exons: 10
Coding region: 7-1170 (387 amino acids)
Cellular component (GO): membrane
Source: RefSeq, a predicted model, not a curated record